This is a messenger RNA of Alligator mississippiensis (American alligator), 936 nucleotides long. Its product is annotated as olfactory receptor 1K1. Gene Ontology annotation, biological process: G protein-coupled receptor signaling pathway. The record is from RefSeq and is a predicted model, not a curated record. The transcript has 2 exons. Gene Ontology annotation, molecular function: olfactory receptor activity; G protein-coupled receptor activity. Bases 1 to 936 code for a protein of 311 amino acids. Lineage: Eukaryota; Metazoa; Chordata; Crocodylia; Alligatoridae. Gene Ontology annotation, cellular component: membrane.
AUGAGUUCAGAGAACCACAGCAUCCACCCAGACUUCAUCCUCCUGGGGCUGUCAACCCAUCCAGGGCAGAGGAAGCUCCUCUUCUCCCUCUUCCUGGUCAUGUAUGUGGUGGCAGUGAUGGGCAAUCUGCUCAUUGCCGUCCUCAUCCACUGGGAUCCCUGGCUGCGUGAGGCACCCAUGUACUUCUUCCUCAGCCACCUGUCACUGGUGGAUGCCGCCUUCACCUCGGUGACAGUGCCCAAGAUGUUGGCCAACCUGGUGGCUGACAACAAGGCCAUCUCCUACGCUGGCUGCUUGGCCCAGAUGUACUUCUUCUUUGCCUUCGGGGUCACAGACAGUUUCCUGCUGGCUGGCAUGGCUUAUGACCGCUAUGUGGCCAUCCAGGACGCCUUAAGAUACAAAGCAGUGAUGAAACGUGGACUGUGUAUGGGGCUGGUAGCUGGGUCAUGGAUCGUGUCCCACCUCCACUCCUUGCUCCACAUUGUGCUCAUGUCCCGUCUCUCCUUCUGUGCCUCACGGGAGAUCCCCCACUUCUUCUGUGACCACCAGCCUGUCCUGGCACUGUCCUGCUCCUCCACCCACCUCAUCGAGAUGCUCAUCUUCACUGAGGGUGCCUUGGUGGUCCUCAGUCCCUUUGUCUUCGUCCUGGCUUCCUACCUCCUCAUCUUAACCACUGUGCUUCAGCGGGCCACAGCUGAAGGCUGGCACAAGGCACUGUCCACCUGCAGGGCUCACCUGGCUGUGGUCACUCUCUUCUAUGGCACCAUCAUUGGGGUCUACUUCCAGCCCACAGCCCGCUACUCGGCUGCCAAGGGCCGUGUAGCCACAGUGAUGUACACUAUUGUCACUCCCAUGCUCAACCCCUUCAUCUACAGCCUCCGCAACAACGAUGUUCAGGGAGCUCUGCGGAGGAUUUUUCAUAGAUCCAGUGUAUAA